GGCACGUGCUGGUCUUCGUGGAAAUUACCGAGAAUUCUUCGGACAGAAAGGCUCACAUCGAGGUAAAGAUGAUGACAGGAUAUGACGAGGAUCGUCGUGAGAUGAUUUUCGUUUUCGGCUUGCGGUUUUAUUUGUAGUCGUCGAGCGUGUGAACGCGUGUUCGUGUCGGAGCGAACUGAAGUCUGAAUAAUGAUGGUUUUGUCUUCCACACUUUGGUUUUUGUCUUGGCUGCUGGUUGCUCACAGAAGCUUCCUUGUCUCCGGCUGCGAUCACUGCAUUUCCUUCGGUAGUCCCUCGUUCAGCCCGUCCACACUCGUAGUGCGGUACGGUGCCUCGGCAUCUGUAACUUGUACUGUGUGUGACGGUACUUGUGACAAGGGUUUGGAGAAAUCAUUGGGAAGUUUAAGAGAAAAUGACACCACAGUCGAGUGGGUGGUUGAGAACAUGACAGAGUGGAAUCCAUCUCCACUGUGCUACUAUACAGAUAUUCACGGGAACCAGUGUUGCAGCCGACUUCGUGUCACCGUUUACCAGCUUCCAGACGAUGUGUCCAUCAGAUUUGUGAAUCACUCGGGUGAGAUGCUGGAGGGUCAGCAGUACACCCUGCAGUGCACAGUGCCGAACGUGGCUCCCGUUAAUAACCUCACCGUGACGUUCUACAGAGGACACGAGGAAUUAGAGCAAAUACAGCCAAAGCGCAACCAGAAAACACCGGUGACCGAGACCUUCACACUGAACAUCAAUACCACCAAAGAGGAUGAUGGAGUCCAGUACUGGUGUGAAGCCAAGUUACAGCUUGGGCCUGAUGGGCCACAGCACCCUCCAGUGGCGUCAUCAAAAAUCAUCAAUGCUGUCGUCCACUAUAAACCUCAGCUACAGCAGCCGUCACACCUCCAUCAGAUCUCUGUCAAAGAGGGAAACCCUGCUGCUACUGAACUGCUCCGCGGUGGGAAACCCCAGCCCCACCUACACCUGGAAACACCCGCCAGGAGGAAGCUACCUGCUCAGCUACAACGACAGCGUUUUGACCGUCGCAUCCACGGCUCUUGAACAUGCAGGGCAGCACGUGUGUUCCAUCCAGAAUAAGCUGGGGUCCAUCAGCGUGACCUUUAACGUAAAUGUCCAAAGGGAUUUCACAUUCCUCUACAUCCUCCUGGCAGUAAUUUUUUGCCUAGCUGUGAUUUCCAUCCUCUUCAUCAUUUUCUACAUCCAUCACAAACAAAAUCGAACUGGACUCUACAACCUGUUGCGCUUUCGAAAGGAGCACGAUGCCAAUGCUUGUUGAAAGUGAUUAACAUUAACACUGUAAAUACACUGGAGAAAUGUGGAUUAGAAGCUGCUGCAUAGUUUCACGUCUCACCCUGUGCCAGAAGUCAUCCUCAACAAGGCUGAGUUCACAUUACCAGCUGAAGUGGUUGGUGUCACUCCCUCUUUCUCAUCUGGACUUUUCACAUUGACAAGUAUUUUAAAGGAGAUACAUCUGAUCGAUUUAACUGUUCUGACAGCGUUUGACCUCAUAGAGAUCAGGUAGCAGUCAGACCUCGGACCGUGUGUGCAAGAUGUGGGUUGGGAAAUCACAUCUAUGUCACAUACAUGGUGUUGACAAGAAUAAAGAUGCAUAGGCAGAAUAUUUGUGAAGAAUGUUUAAUAGUAGGUCCCUUUGGUUUAAUAUCAUGAUAGUUACCAUACAGUUAAAAUGUGACCCUGAACUGGAAAAUACUGAUUUUUUAUUUUUUUAUUUAUUUUUUUGUAAAUACAUAAAAAAAAACAGUCCAGUGUCACGAUUUUUUUUCAUCCUCUCCUCAUGAAAUGAUUCAAAUUUUCGUGGCGGGGUUUUUUUUUUAACUCGCUAUUACUAACCCUACUCCUAUCCCUAACCUUAACCAUAACCACCACCCCCCGCCCCCGCUGCAGUUUUAAUUAUAUGCACCCAUCACAGAAUGAAUUAGAAUAAAUUUGUGCUCCCAUGAUGAAAGUUUUGCACUUUUCAUGACAAUAUGACGAACCAAUAGAUUAAUGUAUAUUUCAUGCUGCUGAAUCACAGCAAUCCGUGAGACUGGGUUGUAAAAAAAAAAAAAAAGAAUUUAGUUUAUGACUUUGUCAUUAUUAUGCACU
Molecule: messenger RNA, 2115 nt
Organism: Thalassophryne amazonica
Lineage: Eukaryota; Metazoa; Chordata; Actinopteri; Batrachoidiformes; Batrachoididae
Product: intercellular adhesion molecule 2-like
Exons: 5
Coding region: 190-1050 (286 amino acids)
Biological process (GO): cell-cell adhesion
Cellular component (GO): membrane
Molecular function (GO): integrin binding
Source: RefSeq, a predicted model, not a curated record